AUGGUUGUUGGUGACGAAUUCAUUAAGUUUGCCUCUAGAAGAUCUACUGUAUACUCAGCCAAGGGAAUUGUCUCUUCAUCUCAGAGUCUUGCCAGUGCUGCUGGUAUAAAGAUCUUGCAAAAGGGAGGGAAUUGUGUCGAAGCUGCCAUUGCUGUGGCUGCCGCACUUUGUUUGACAGAACCUGCUUCAACUGGGAUUGGAGGAGAUUGUUUCGCUUUAUACUAUAAGUUAGAGGAUAAAAAUGAUCCAAAGAGUGGGAAAGUAUUGGGAUUGAAUGGAACUGGUAGAGCUGCUAAAAAUGUCACUCCUCAAGAUGUAUGGAAUGAACAUAAUGGAGGAAAACCAAUGAAGAGAAUUCCUUAUACAUCAGUAUUCUCAGUUACAGUUCCUGGAGCAAUUGCAGGAUGGAAUGAUGCUUAUGAAAAAUGGGGAUCUAAGAAAGUUUCUUUUGCAGAGAUUUUAGAACCUGCUAUUGAAUUAGCUGAAAAUGGAUUUCCAGCUGCUGAAUUAGCAGCUAGAUCUUGGAGAGGAAGUGCAAAGAAACUUAAGGCUCAAAACCCAGGUGCAAACCUUACUUCAUUAUUAGUAGAUGGUGAAGGUCCUAAUGAAGGUGAAUUGGUUUAUAAUAAACAAAUUGCUGAAGCUUUAAAGUUGAUUGCCAAGCAUGGAAAGAAAGCUUACUAUGAAGGUCCAAUUGCUGAAGCCAUUGUUAAAACGACUUCUGCUAGAAAUCAUAAGUUAACUUUAGACGAUUUUAAAAAUCAUACUUCAACUUUUGUUGAACCAAUCAAACUCAAUUUCCAAGGAUUUAAUGUUUGGGAAAUCCCUCCAAAUGGUCAUGGUUUAGUAGCACUUUUAGCUCUUGGAAUUAUUCAAGAACUUCAUAAUAGUUCAAAGAUCAAUCUUCAUGAAUUGAAGCAUAAUUCUGCUGAGUAUUUACAUGUUUUGAUUGAAGCUUGUAAAAUUGCCUUCUAUGAUUCUGAUGAAUAUGUUACUGAUCAAGAUUUCAAAGAUAUUCCAAUUGAAGAGUUGUUAAAUCCAAAAUAUUUAAAAACAAGAGCCAAUUUAUUCAGUCCAGCCAAGGCAAUUGAUGGUGAAUCAAUAAGUCAUGGAGUUCCAGAUCCUAAAUUUAAAUCAGAUACUGUUUAUUUCUCUGUAUCCGAUUCAAAUGGUGAAGCUUGUUCAUUCAUUAAUUCAGUUUAUCAAGGUUUUGGUUCUGGUAUUCUUGUUGAAGAUUUUGGUUUCUGUUUACAAAAUAGAGGUUCUAACUUCAAUUUGACUCCUGGAGAGAAUAAUUGUUUAGAAGGUGGAAAAAGACCAUAUCAUACUAUUAUUCCUGGUAUGAUUACUAAUUCUGAUGAUUCCUUAUAUGCCGCAUUUGGUAAUAUGGGAGGUUUUGCUCAACCAGUUUGUCAUGUACAACAUGUUCUUAAUUUGACUUUGUUCAAUUUCACACCACAACAACUGAUUGAUUCACCAAGAUUUAUUCUUGACUCUGAUGGAAAUCCAGAAACUGAUAGAGGUAAGGGUGCAGACGGUCCAGUAAGCACACCAAUUACCAUUGUUAAGUUGGAAGAAGGUAUUUCUGCUGAUGUUAUUGAUAAAUUAAAGAAGUUAGGACAUGAUACUGAAUUGAUCACUGGAUUUGCAAGAGGAACCUUCGGUCGUGCUCAAAUAAUCAAGAAAGAAAUUAAAGAAGGUAACAAAUUUGUUUAUGCUGGUGGUUCAGAUUUAAGAGGAGAUGGUGCCUCUGUUGCUUUAGGUUAA
Scheffersomyces coipomensis is the source of this 1767-nucleotide messenger RNA. It is a transcript of the gene ECM38, whose product is annotated as Ecm38p. Lineage: Eukaryota; Fungi; Ascomycota; Pichiomycetes; Serinales; Debaryomycetaceae. The record is from RefSeq and is a predicted model, not a curated record. The transcript has a single exon. The coding region runs from base 1 to 1767 and encodes 588 amino acids.